AUGUAUCUGUACUACACAUCACUAACAGUGGCCUUCCAGGCACAAGAGAUGGGCACGACCUGCCCCAGACCUCUGGCAAGUGUGAUGGCUCUUCUGCGGCCCUGCAUCCUGGUGGCUGCUACAGGAAUUCUAGCCACAGGCUUGCCUCAUCUCAAGGAUUCUGCCCUGCAUCAUCUCACCAAACAGCUGCUACAGCAAUAUCACAAGGAAGUGAGACCCGUUCACAACUGGGUUGAACCCACCACUGUCUACCUAGACCUAUUUGUCUACGCUGUGUUGGAUGUGGACAUACAGAAUCAAAAAUUAAAGACGAGCGUGUGGUACUGUGAGGUUUGGUCUGAUGAGUUCUUGUCCUGGAACGCCAGCAUGUUUGAUGAGAUUAGAGAGAUCUCUCUGCCUCUCAGCACCAUCUGGGCCCCUGAUAUCAUCAUCAAUGAGUUUGUGGACACUGAAAGAUCUCCUGACCUUCCCUAUGUUUAUGUGAACUCAUCUGGGACCAUUAAGAACUAUAAGCCCAUCCAGGUGGUGUCUGCAUGCAGCCUACAGACCUAUGCUUUUCCCUUUGAUAUCCAGAACUGCAGCCUAACCUUCAAUAGCAUUCUGCACACAGUGGAAGAUGUAGACCUGGGCUUUCUGCAGAACAGAGAAGAUAUUAAGCAUGACCAAAAAUCAUUUUUGAAUGACAGCGAGUGGGAGCUGCUUUCCGUGUCCUCAACAUACAACAUCUUGCAGAACAGUGCUGGAGACUUUGCACAGAUUCAGUUUAACGUGGUGAUUCGCAGACGCCCCCUGGCCUAUGUCGUGAGCCUGCUGAUUCCCAGCAUCUUCCUAAUGCUCAUGGACCUGGGGAGCUUCUAUCUGCCCCCCAACUGCCGGGCAAGGAUUAUAUUCAAGACCAGCGUGCUGGUGGGCUACACUGUCUUCAGGGUCAACAUGGCUAACGAGGUGCCGAGGAGUGCAGGGGGGACCUCUCUGAUUGGUGUCUUCUUCACAGUCUGCAUGGCCUUCUUAGUGCUCAGCUUGUCUAAGUCAAUCCUCUUGGUCCAAUUUCUCCACAACGAACAGUGCAGUGGGCGAGAACAGCCCCUCUUAUGCCUUCAAAGGGGUGCUGAUGCUGAAGGAUCUGGAGUGGACCCCAGGGCCCCGUGUGCUGGGGGAACAGAGUCCCCAGUUUAUCAAGAGCACCAGGCCCAGACAGGGGCCCUGAAAGAAGUCUGGUCCCAGCUUCGAUCCAUCAACAACUCCCUCCAAACUCAGGACCAGGUGGACCAGCAGGAGGCUGAGUGGCUGGCUCUCCUCUACCGCUUCGACCAACUGCUCUUCCGAAGCUACCUUGCCAUGCUGGGGCUCUACACCAUCACCCUGUGCUCUCUCUGGGUUCUGUGGAGUGGCUUGUGA
Molecule: messenger RNA, 1398 nt
Organism: Chinchilla lanigera (long-tailed chinchilla)
Lineage: Eukaryota; Metazoa; Chordata; Mammalia; Rodentia; Chinchillidae
Gene: Htr3b
Product: 5-hydroxytryptamine (serotonin) receptor 3B, ionotropic
Exons: 10
Coding region: 1-1398 (465 amino acids)
Biological process (GO): regulation of membrane potential; nervous system process; signal transduction
Cellular component (GO): neuron projection; postsynaptic membrane; synapse
Molecular function (GO): transmembrane signaling receptor activity; extracellular ligand-gated monoatomic ion channel activity; neurotransmitter receptor activity
Source: RefSeq, a predicted model, not a curated record